CAGUAAAAUCUCUCUCUUUUCUCCCUUCUCCUUCCCACCUUAUUAGAUCUCGGAGAUAGGAGAUCCCUCACCCCGAUUCCCCCUCCGGAUCUCGGGGCCCGUCGUCUCCGCCGCUUCCUGCGAUUCCAAGGGAAAAUUGAGAGCUUCUGUGUCUGUUGAUUCGGCACUUUGGUUAACCACGGAACGAAGCAGUCAUAGCAUGUGAAGCCGUUGUUGGGUUUUGAGUAACUUUAUCUACAUAGGAGGCUAAUGUUGCAAUGCCAAUGAAUUAGGUGGCUGCAGAUGGAGAUAUCACCCUGACGAGGUUCUCUAGAUGAAGAUAGCACAGACGUGGCUGCCAGGCACUGGAGACGUGAAAAUCAUGCGGGCGGCUCGCCAUAGAAACUCAUCGAAAAGGCCUCUAUGGAUUAUUGUCCUUGUAGCUUUGGUGUGUGUGGCACUGAUCGGGGCCUACGUUUAUCCACCUCAACGUUAUUCAGCUUGCUAUUUCUUAAGUGUUUGUGGUCCUCCUAAGGAUUGGUAUCCGCCUGUACCUGCUAGAAUCUACACUGAUGAUGAGCUUGCUGCUCGUGUUGUCAUAAGAGAGAUUCUUUCAGUGCCAUCUAUUCCAUCGAAGAAUCCCAAAAUUGCUUUUAUGUUCCUGACUCCAGGUUCAUUGCCUUUUGAAAAGCUUUGGGAGAAUUUCUUCCGGGGUCAUGAAGGCAGAUUUUCUAUUUAUGUGCAUGCAUCAAAGGAAAAACCAGUACAUGUGAGUCCUUUAUUUAUUGGCAGAGACGUACGCAGUGAUAAGGUGGCCUGGGGGAAAAUUUCCAUGGUUGAUGCAGAGAAGAGAUUGUUGGCAAAUGCACUCCAAGACACUGAUAAUCAGCAUUUUGUGUUGCUUUCUGAGAGGUGUAUACCAUUACACAAUUUUGAUUAUGUAUAUAGUUAUCUGAUGGAAACAAAUAUCAGUUUUAUUGACUGUUUCAACGAUCCUGGUCCACAUGGAGCAGGCAGAUAUUCAGAGCAUAUGUCGCCUGUGAUUGUAAAGAAAGACUGGAGGAAAGGUGCACAGUGGUUUUCAGUCAAGCGGCAACAUGCUGUGCUGAUUCUGGCUGACAGCCUUUACUACACAAAAUUGAAGCUUUAUUGUAAGCCAGGUUUCGAAGGACGCCAUUGCUACUCUGAUGAACAUUACUUGCCAACUCUUUUCCAUAUGUUUGAUCCUACUGGAAUUGCAAAUUGGUCUGUGACUCAUGUAGAUUGGUCUGAAGGAAAGUGGCACCCAAAAUCAUAUAAGGCUCAGGAUGUUACUUUUGAGCUCUUGAAGAAUAUUACAUCUAUUGAUGAGAGCGUACAUGUUACAAGUGAUAAAAAGAAGGAAGUGCUGAAGAGACCUUGCUUAUGGAAUGGAUCGAAGAGGCCAUGUUAUUUAUUUGCCAGAAAAUUUCUCCCUGAAACGCUUGAUAGUCUGAUGAAUUUGUUCUCCAAUUUUACAGCUCUAUCUGAAUGAACAACGAACUAAUCAUUCUUAGGUCGAGCAUUCAACCUCUGCCCCUCACCCCUCCGUUCCAAAUUUGAUAUAUACAUCAUGUAUGCAUGAAACUGCUUGUGGAUCUAUAAUGCCAAUCUGGUUCCUAGAACGGGCGGAGAGACUGUUGGAGCAUGAGGGAUGGUUUGAGUUCUCCAAGUGCUCUACCCUCGGGUGAAUUUGUCUCCAUAAUUUUUCUUUUUUCUUUUUAAUCAAUAGCAUUCUUUUGUUAUC
Molecule: messenger RNA, 1744 nt
Organism: Phoenix dactylifera (date palm)
Lineage: Eukaryota; Viridiplantae; Streptophyta; Magnoliopsida; Arecales; Arecaceae
Product: glycosyltransferase BC10
Cellular component (GO): membrane
Molecular function (GO): glycosyltransferase activity
Source: RefSeq, a predicted model, not a curated record